Messenger RNA from Fomitopsis serialis, 900 nucleotides. RefSeq lists its product as uncharacterized. Lineage: Eukaryota; Fungi; Basidiomycota; Agaricomycetes; Polyporales; Fomitopsidaceae. The coding region runs from base 110 to 745 and encodes 211 amino acids. The record is from RefSeq and is a predicted model, not a curated record. The transcript has 4 exons.
CAUUGUAAAUUUCAUUACGCAGUGCUGGAUUAAACGGGACGUCCCAUUGUGUCCCUGCAUUCUGUUCCUGACGCUGCGCCGCGGGGUGGGGUUCUCUGGCCGGGCAUAUAUGGGCCCAUGGCGGGGAGAAUCCCUGCUACAUUGCCCGGGCUCCUUCGUUCCUCCGUCUCUCAGGUCACUGGCAGUCUCCUUACGCUCCUUCACGCAACUCUCCCUCGCCAUGUCUCAAAUCAGCUGGAUCCCGGUUGGGCUCAAGGUCGGCAAGAUUCAGCGCGCACAUCGUCUGAACGUCACGCCGCCGUACUAUUGUUUCGACCUCCCGAAGUCGGGGCUUCGGUUAGUCGUCUGCGACAAGCCUUCUAGCUCGAAGAGCUACCGCAACAUGAUCGACAUCGUCGACAACUUCUGCGUCGACGUGCUCCGGCACAAGAAAGCGCGGAAGUUCCUGUUCAUGUCGGUGAUCGUCUCAGAGAUCGCACGCACCUCAGACGACCCGAUGGAGCCGCCACACAUGCUCCUGAAGUUCACGCUACCCACCGAGAACGGGAUAGCCAAGGCCAUCCCUGCACACAUCUACCUGACGGGAUCCAUGCCCCACGCCAAAGUAGACACGACAUGCGUCUUCUGGAAGGACGCAGAGGAGAUUGCUGAGCACGAGAUUCUGGCAUCGCACCAGGCCGUCAACGUACGCCUGGACAUGCUCAAUUACUGCUCGUUCCCUGCAGAGCAGAUCCCACAUUUGUAGCGCUAUGCCACGACCACCUGGAACGAUACCACACGCCUAAUGCAUACCCGGCUUGCACCGAUUACCCUGCUACUGGUCAGCAGGUCUGACACGUAGUACUUAGCCUUCAUGAACUGUAAUGCGUCGUAAUGUUAUCAAUCGCUCUCCGUGCUGUU